Messenger RNA from Benincasa hispida (wax gourd), 844 nucleotides. The record is from RefSeq and is a predicted model, not a curated record. NCBI's taxonomy places the organism in Eukaryota, Viridiplantae, Streptophyta, Magnoliopsida, Cucurbitales, Cucurbitaceae.
AUCAUCUCAAAAACCUUCUUCCAUAUAGACAUGAAGGCGAUUGCAGCACCGAUUUUGUUCUUUAAUUUCUGCAUAUGCAUCGUCAUUUUUGGAAUCGGUGGCUGGGUGAUGAAUCACACUAUGGAUAAUGGAUUUGUUAUUGGUGCAGGAUUUGAAGUUCCUCAGUAUUUUUCUCCAAUUUUCUUCCAAAUUGGGAACUCUGCCACUGGGUUCUUUGUUAUUUUUGCUUUGAUUGCUGCUGUUGCUGUUGUUGCAUCUGCCAUCUCUGGAAGCUUUUAUUUUCGUUUUUCGGACUCCAGCAACCUGCCCCCCGCCGCUUCAACAGCACUCAUCGCCUGCUUUCUAACUUUUCUCGCUAUGGGGUUCGCUUGGAAAGAGAUUGCCCUGACUGUCACCAGUGGCCAUCUGGUGAGGAACCUAAAAGCUUCUGUUGUUUUCCUCUCUUUUCUUUUCCCUUUUAGCAAACCAUGUUUCAGUUCUCCAAAGUGCUUCACAGAGUAAUGGAAGCUACGAAGCCAAUGUUGAGUAUUUUUUGUGUUUUUCUUAUGCAGAUUGCGUUGGAGGCUUUCCUGAUUAUCCUUUCAGUUACGCAAUUUGUUUAUACCGCAAUCAUCGUGUGGACCUCAACCGGCUAGUAGAUUCUAGAAAUAGAGUUCGCUGAAUGCUUAGUUUGUGGGUUUGUCUUCAAUUUUCUUUUCAUUCUUUUUUUUUUCUCAACCUCAAAUCUUGGUUGCAAUCAUGUAAAAUGGAAGAAACUUGCAAUGCAUUGGCAGAUGAAGCAAAGAAGAUAAUAUGAGAAUUGGUGUGCAAAAAAAGAAUAAAAUUUCAAUGACUUUGAUGUCUU